AUGGAAAGGGCAGUGCGGUUUGAAAACAAGGAGGACUCGGAAAAUGAGGAGAACAUUGCGUCUAAAGUUCCCCGAAAAUCCCAACAUGCGUUGGAUAGUUGUAAUAGCACUAGAAAAGAAGCUAAACCAACGAUUAAAUUCAAGGAAGGAAAUUCAAAGUCCGAAAGCGUGGAAUCAUUGGGAAGGUGGAGAGCUGUGUCCAAGCAAAUUCGCAACGCUGUGACGGUGAAAAACGUCGUCAAACCGUCUCGUACUCGACGGCGCUCAACGUGGAAGUCGCCAAGCACUGUGGACCCCUUUCUUCAGAAAUUUAGCACGAGGGAUAAUAGAAAAAAAAGUACGCCGGAUCGUAAGAAAUCCAAAGCCAGUAAAAGUUCUUCUACAGAUAAUGUGCUACCAAAAACGGACGAUAACAACGAUGCUGGUUCUACGACCAUUGAAAUUGAAAAGGAACUUGAUAGCGAAUUAACAAGCGGCUCGAUUUAUGAAUAUGACCAUGCUGGGCUCUGGAAAGACAAGAGAAUUGUUUUUGAUCCCGAUGGUAUACACAUUUGUGUUUGGUUUUACGUUCUUGUUUUUGCUAUUCGUUAUAAUUUGUGGGCUUUGAUAGUGAGGAUAGCUUUCCCUGAAGCCCAGAGUGGCUGGCUCAAGAUAGCGUGGUUUCUACUGGAUUACUUCUGCGAUGCAAUUUACGCCUUAGAUAUCGCUAUUUCUGCUAGAACAGGCUAUCUGGAGGAAGGAAUUCUUGUAACAGAUCCAAAACUAGUAUGUAUGCGGUAUAUUCGCUCUGCUGAAUUUUUCGCUGAUGCCGCAUCGUUGCUUCCCACAGAUAUUUUAUAUGCGGCCUUUGGACCGCUUCCCCACCUGAGACUCAACCGAAUUAUCAAAGCAUAUAAGAGCUUUCGGAUUAAAUCCGUAAUGGAAUCACUUGCUAACUAUCCGACCUUUUUACGUGUCUUUUUUCUCAUGCAUUUAAUGUUUCUUUUGAUACACUGGAACGCUGGAUUCUACAUCAUGGUAUCACGAUUUGAGGGAUUUGGCUCCAAUGAUUGGGUCUAUAAAGGCAACGGCUCACUAUAUCAGCAAUAUCUACAAUCAUUUUACUGGUCAACACUGACCCUUACAGCUAUAGGGGACCUACCUAAGCCAGCUACAAAUCUAGAGUAAGUCUGUUUAUAUUUUGUCUUGUAAUUUAUGCAGCCUGAUGGGUUUUAUAGCCUGUUAUGAAGUAGCAGGUUUCAAUAGCGGAUUUGUUUAUUUGUUGAACUUAGUGGGUGAACAAGGUGAAAAUGAGAAUCUACAAAAGGAUAAAACUCCUUCGUUUUCUUAAAAAUAAGCGCCCAAUUGAGCAUUGGUUUGAAAACGCGCUUUGUUGGAAAAGUUAAAUAUAUUGUAUUCAAUCAGAUCAUAAUAUAUAUAUAUAUUUAUUUCUUUUCUGUCAGAAGAGCUUAAGAUUGUUAAUAGUACUUUGCAUAAUUUUAGUAUUCUCGAUUAGCACAUCAGCACGGGGAAUCUGCGAUAUAAAUAGAAAAACCGACGAGGGUUUUUUACAUUUUACAUGUACUGUGCUCUGCUAGUAACUCGAAAAACAGAAAUCAGAGUAAAUGAUAUAAAGUCGACUGCGAAAAAUAAAGAAAAUUUUGAUAUGUUUUUUUUUUAAAUUAAACUUGAAUAUUUCAAAAGCUAUUAGCUCUACCAUUGAAUAUUAUUGUAUAAAAAAAAUUAAAACUACUGAUUGUAAAGAGAAAAGAAAAAGGAAAGAAAAAAAUUCGAAUUGAGAUCUAUCCUUUUUUUAGCUUUUAAUUUUCGAUCAAGUGAGUCGGAAAUGAACUUUAUUAAGCGUAUUUUACCCGUGUCCUUAAUUUGACUUGUUUUUGCCUAAGGGACUAAAAGCGCUUCCGUAGAAUUUAAACCGAUGGAAAUGAAUUCUUGCUGCGUCAGUAUACGUUUUAUGACAAUAACAUUUAACGAGUUUUUACUUGAAAAGGCUUUCUCCGAUGAAUAGCUUUUAGCUGUCAGGACUCAUAAACGCUUAGUUUAUACAUAAAAAGCUAUCGAAAGUACGAAAUUUGCCGCGUUUAUUAUUACGAACCCCUGAAAUUCUCGAAUCAGCUGUCGAAUACAUACGGCAAGGUGAUCGAGUCUUUUCUAAAGCACGAGACUAAAAGCUUAAAAUGCUGGCGUUUGUGAAUUUGAAAAACAGUAACAGCAAAAGUACUAUGAAGGAGGCAAAAUCGAAAAUCAAAUGCAUAAUUGGUUUCCUCAGUUUAUUGUUUACGGUUAAAUUAAAUGUCAGAUAUUUUUCGAUGCAAUAAAAAUAAAAGCCGUAUUUUCAGCCUUAGUAGUGAGAAGCCAUUUUUUCAGCUUAGAGGUCUGUCCGCAUUCAAGCUAUCCUGCUUGUGUUAAAAACGUUUUCUCGUGAGUAGAAUGCUUCAAUUUGGGCGAUUUUCACUUCCCCGUACUCCAACCUCUAAGAACCUCUUUGACGUUUGCUUAAGAUUAAUUUCAUCCCUUGACAGAUUUUCGAAGAGCCACGUCAAUCAUUUUCUUUUAACUUGUAUUUUAUUCAAAUUUUGAACGGAGCAAAUUUUGAGUGAGUUGUAAAUGCCCCCAUUAGCGAAGCAGGUGUUUGUCACAGUUUGUAUGAAGCACGGACCUUAAUACUUAUUCCUUUAAGCUACACUUUACCGCUGUACUGUUUCACUCAUUAGGUUUGCGUCUUUUUCCUUUUAAUUUAGUUUUUUUACUUUACAAAUUUAGUUUUUCUUCUAUAUAUAUUAUUUUCAGCCCGCUGUGAAGGUAGAAAAUAGUUUUGAAUAGUUAAAAGAACCCGUAUUUGUAAUUUUUAUCAUUUUUUUUGUAAAUGAAGAAAUAAAUAAUUAAAAAAAAAUAAAAUAAUGCACGGACUUAAAGUCUUGUAAAUCGUUUCUGUUUGAUUUGCACAAUUGCAAGCUAAGUGUAAAAAAAAAUGUUUUACAGCAACAACUGUCUGAUCCAAAAACUGUCUCUCUUGCUGUAAGCAAAACGCAGGAAUAAAUAGCCUGCGUAGCAGGCGUUUGGAAGUAGUGGGCACAAAAAAACAACGGGCGCGCGAGAAGGAGACACGCGUCUCCCUCGCGCGCGCCCGUUCUCUCUUUCGCCCGCUACUUCCAAGCGCCUGCUACGCAGGCUAAGGAAUAAAGGGCUUUUAGUUUAUCUUUAUCGUCUAGGAUAUAUCUACUUUGAGGCCUGGUCCUACCUCUAGUGCCAGAAGCAAAUGGCAAGUUAGACGAUGCCAGAAGACAAGGCCAAAGUUAAUAUUCUCAGCAGAAAUGAAGACAAAAAUAAAGCAGGAGCUAACGUCCUCAGACACAGUUAAAAACUCCUUCAACCAGUCCGCCAUUAGUCUGCCAUUAGUCUUUGAGAGGUACCUACAAUCGGCGACAAAAUGUUUGGGACACUAUACUUAGACUCAAAGAAAAAAGCCAUCUCCAGCCGUCCUCUCUACCCUCCAUUUCAAAGUUGAGGUUUUUGUUUUUUCUUACAGGUAGCUCGAACAGUGGCAAAACAUUCCUUGUGAGGGGAUGGGGAGGGGAAAGCUUUAUUUUCCCUCCUUCGAAGUCGGAAAAAGGUCACAAAGGCCCUUUAAGGCUAAGAGUCUUAACUAAUUUUGUCGCCAAUUGUAGUUACCUGGUCUAAGCUCUAAGUUCCUGAGUACAGUUAGUUCUCGGCUCCAGUUGUUUUUAAAGGACACUCAGGUUUUCUCUAAUAAUGGUACUUAAAGGGCUAAGGGAGUCUUUAGGAUUUGGUCAUGGUGUGUAUAACUAGAUUUUUGCCACUGAAACAGGACCCUGCCGCACAUACGGUUCAGUAUAAACCUCAAAAUGCUUGUAAUUAUUAUAAUUUCCUUUCUUAUUUCCCAGAUACGUUUACACCAUUGCUUGUUAUUUGACUGGUGUGUUUAUGUUUGCUACCAUUGUUGGUAAGUAUCAUAUGGGAAUGUUUUGCCUUUUAUAAUUCAUUGUUUAAUUGACCUGAGAGUGAGGUACGAAAAUAUAGGUUUUUAAAAUAUGCAAAAUUCAAGUGAAUCAUGCAUUUCCCCCAGUCAUUGAUUGCGAUCGGCUUAUUCAUGGACCAGAAAAACAAUUAUUUGCCUCCUUAUUUUUUCCUGCCGUCUUUUAGGAAACGCAGGAAGUAUCAUUGUCAACAGAAAUGCAGUCAGGAUGGAUUUCGAAAAACAAAGGGUUUGUUUCCACUUCUCCUCUUGCUGCUAUUUGCAUUUUGUUGUCGUUGUUGUUUUUCUCAUCUUCUCAAGGCAUUUUUUAUUUUAAUUUUGGUCAGAAAUUGCGGUUUGAUGAUGAUGAUGAUGAGGUUUCAAAUCUUUAAAAGCACCGUCGUCCUUUUUCAGAAGGCCGGGGCUAACCCUUUCUUACAAACAUUGAACAAGCGCGACUCAAGCCGGUUUAGGUUCUUAUACGCAUUUUCGCUGCUUUUAUUGACCCUGCACAGUUUGUGAAAAUAUGUUGUUUAUAGGUUCAGAAGCUUUUAAGAAUUUGACAUUCUAGUGGACAAAUAAAGCCAAAUGAAUUAAUUCUAAUGAAUAUUGAUGAAUUUUGGACUUUUAAUAAAGCCUGAUAACGAUAACACAGCGCUUAAACUUGCAGGUGAUGAUUUUGUUUCUUUUUCGUCUUCGGCAGGAAAACACCAAACAGUACAUGAAAAAACAUAAUGUUCCAAAGGAUUUACAGAGGCGGGUGGUAAUGUGGUAUGACUAUUCCUGGGCAAGGUAACAACUAACACGUGACAUUUCAUUUCAUGAUCAGGCGACAACCAAGCCUAUCUAAAUCCCCUCCCCACCCCCCACCCCCCACCUCUUUUGUCCGAAAGUGUCUUGUAAAGGAUUUCGCUUUGGAGAGUUUUCAUCCUUGGCUAGUCGAUGUACAUAACCUGCAACUUGGAUCACAUCAGUUGCUCUAAAUGUAAUUAUAACUAUAAUUUCAAGAAAAAUGUCACGUGAUAAAACACUGAAGUCAAGUGACGUGUAAAAAUGUUUCGUUUCCCAUCGCCCCGUCUCUUGUGAUGGUGGGUCGGUCGGUCGGAAGAAAAAAGGAAUGAACAGUUUUACUUUUGUACAUUAAAUCUCACGUUUAAUUGGAAGAUAUAUGAUCAGGUGGUAAAAGAUGUAUAUUAACAUGAGUAUCAAAUUUCUAAACAACCUUUAAAAACGUAGUAUCGAUUUUAAUUAAAGACAAGGACAUCAGAUCAUACCAAUUGUUAUUAAAACAAGAUCGUGUGCUUGUAAAUCAAAGUACUUGCUUCUUUGACCAGUGAAUCUGGAAUUUUUUUUUUUUACUUUUCGAAAAAAAAUGGGUCGAUCAGGCGAUGGGAAACGAAACAUUUUAUUAGGAUGGCCUCAACGUUUUUCUUGGACUCUGGUCGAACGAAAAAUUUUAAUAAAAAGGCUUACUAUAAAUUUGUCUUGAAAGUACCUAGUAUUUGCAGCAAUCUAAUACCCCCAGGGUAUGAAUUGCGCAAACGUUAAACAAGAAAUACAGCAGAUAAAGUUGGAAGUGAUAAUAGUGGGCAAAUCUUGUUUUCUGAUGUGAUGCAGGUUAUUUAGCAAUUGAAUGUCGUAAUGGAUAAGUAAACCCCUUAGACUUCUACUCAUGUUUGACCACAUGAAUGAACAAUGGAAGGAAACUGCGGUUUGACGGCGAGUAAUACUCCGUGUCCGUUUUUAAUGACUUAAUAAUAAUUGUAUUAAUUCCUGCAAGCUUUGUGUUAGUUUUGGUGACCCGAGUUGUGUCCGAAGUAUUCGAUAGGAUGCGAAUAUUAAAAAAUUGCCAUGAUCCACAGGUCUAGUUUUGAUUUGACUUUCUUUUCAGAGGUCGGAUGAGUACUGGCGGAGGGGACUUGAACUCUCUUACUUUGCUUCCAAAUAAACUGAAAACUGAAAUCGCUUUACAUGUGAAUCUUGAGACACUGAGAAAGGUAAAAAGUAGGUGUAUGAUGUUCAGUUACUCAGGGUAUGAAAUUCAUCUUAUCAAGAAUGGUUUUAAAAACAGUGCAUUUUCACUUUGUUUUUCGUCGAGUCAUUAGGCAGACUUUUCUUUCCUUUGAAUAUUAGUUUUUUCACAUGCAUAACUAUACUCUGAACGAUUGAUUAAAAGGAGAAUGAUCCUUGAGUACAUAAUUUCCAUGGAAGCAGAGCACCUAACCCAACGUUCACACUAACGUCUCACUGGGAAAAAUUUUAGGUAAGAGUUUGGUAGUUGGGGAAUUUCACGUACCAACCUUAAAAAAACUUUCGCGCAUGAGUAUUCAAAAUUGUGAUCUUUUUAGAGGACAAUACUUACCUAUAAAACGAGAGCUAGAAUAACAAUUCUCAGAAAGUUAUUUUUUCUACUCUGCUUAACACUAGGGAAUAAAUCGUUAAUUCAGUGUGGGUUUGAGUCCUUGUGCAAUUUGAUUUCUGCCUUUUGUGUUUUUCUCACUAGGUGACCUUCCUGCAGAAAUGCCAACCUGAAUUUUUACACGAUCUCGUUCUGAAAAUGAAACUACGAAUUUUCACUCCAGGUGACCUCGUUUGCAGAAAGGGCGAGGUUGCACGAGAGAUGUAUGUCAUAAUAGAUGGAAAGAUCGAGGUUAUAGGGUAGGACGACUUCAUUCGAUUAUUUUUAGCUUCAUUGAAAAUAGAUAAGGGAUCGAAGGUGAUUCCUUUUCUUUUAAAUUUAUAGAUUAUUCCUGAUUUCAAUUGUUUAUGACCAUGCAUUUCAUUACAGGGAUCAAGGUCAGGUACUUAAAGUGUUAUCUGGCGGAGAUUUCUUUGGGGAGAUUGGAAUACUCAGUUUGAGUGAAGGUCAAAACAGGUGAGAUUAAGCCCCGAUAUCCACUUACAAAUUCUCGAAACUGAUCUCCAUACAUUUCCUUAAAGAAUUAGUUGAGAGAAUUUGAUAACAGAUCAAAGCAUUUUUUCUUUAGUGAUCAUUUUAUUAAUUCUCAUAACCAUUUCUCUUGGCAACAUAUGGAUAUUGUUAGGAGAAAACUGAUGUUGAUAAAUAUUGGGACUUAAAGGGUGAUAAAUAAAGGAAAGAACUCUUAACCUAGCUUACAACAGAAACUGAUUUCCCAGUGAGGAAACAUAGAUUUUCACUUAUUAAAGUGAGACGGUGUAAGACUCUCUUUCUAUCGUUCAAGGUAUUCCUGAAAAAGGAUGCUUAUGUCCAUAUUACCGCCCAAUACAAUUUCUUUAGUGAUGUCAAAACCAUUAGGAUACCACGGACUAGUCGACAAAAAAAAUUAACAAACCUGAAAUUGUAUUUCUGGUGUUUCUGAUAGCUUGCGAGCAUGGAAAAUAAGUUUUGUUCUCUUAUGCGGAUGCGUAAACAUGCCAGGGGGAAGUCUGUUUCCGCUGGAAAAGCUAAUGUUGUUCUUGAAAACACAUUCGGCUUUUGGAAACAACGUGACACAGGCACAUCUGCAGACACCUAGUAGAUCCUAGUAGGAAAAGCGUGUCUCGCCAGCUACCAAGGAACCGAAUGGGAAACCUAUUUUGACUCCAGUCUUCGUUUAAAUUUAAUUUGUGGGUUUAAGAACAUUCUGCGUUAUUUUUAGACGAACAGCUGAUGUGAGGACAAUAGGAUACGUGGAGUGCUUUGUUCUUUCAAAAGAGGAUGUCUUGUCUGCUAUCAGAGACUACCCUGAGGCUCAGGUAACAAGAGAUUGAAAUAUAAAGGGUUUCGUUAAUCAUUUGUGUCACGAUUGUCACAUAGAUAUUGAUCGCGACGUUUCGACCGCGUACUGUAGGUUUCAUCCGGCGAUAGUGUCGAUUUACUGAAAGGAACUAUUUAUACCACCAUGUUGUUAGUGAUUGGUGUAUCACGAACCUCGCCCUUAGAAAUAUCGACAGACGUCUGAGUUCCAGUGUUGUUUUAGUUUAUCCGACCAGUAUCAUGGAGAUUAUGCCGAAUUAGAACCAAAAAAACUAAAAUUAGUUUCUUCUACCACUUUUACAUAUGAAUUGCUUCCAGGCAGAGUUACUUGAUAUCAACCAAAUUUGUUUGAAGGUAACAUAGAAGUAUAGGGCACUUCGAAUUAACCUUUUUGGGCAGGAGUCUCAUUAACUUGCGGGAAAGUGCGGGGGAAUCUCAAUAAGAUAACGCAAUGUUCUAAUUUAGGAGGUUUAACGGGUUUGGCUGGUUUUCAAGUUAUUUCUAGGUCGAUGAAUGUCUCAAUUAGUUUUCGAUUGGUUGAUUGAAAAAAAACAAGAGAAGCAUAUGUUCAUCUCUUGAAGCUUGUUGUCGAGGGAAAAUUCGGUGUCCUCUAUACUACUUGCUAUCGGUCGGCUUGCGUAUAAGCAUAACCCACCCCCUCCAAAAACGCUUAUUGAUUGUGCGCGGAUCACGUCAGUGAUGGGCUUAUGUACUCUUCAAUAGCUGAUAAUGUUAUACUCGCUAAAGAAAUAUCAAAAAGUUUCAAACGUUUUCAAAAAACGCAAACGUUUCGGGUUUAUGGCCCUUUUUCAGUUCUUCUAUUCUUCCCUGCUUUCGAAUUUAAAUAUAGCGAUUUCAGACAAAAAAACAGAAAGAACACAUAUUCAAGCCGCGUGCGCGGAGGAACUUAAGAAGGGUGCUACGCUCUAAAAGUUUAAUGCCGUAAGUAUUUCUAGUAGCUCUAAGAGCCCCUGGACCGUGAUUGCAUGCAGUUUACCCUAACCUCAUCUGGGCUGGGAUAUGUUUCUACCCAAUAUCGAGAACUCUUUUAUAAGUAAAAAAUUAUCACUAUUAAAUCAUGUCUCAUUCUAGGCAGUCCUUGCCGAGUAUGGUAAAAAGCGCCUCGAACGACAAAAUAGUUCACAAGAUCCUCGUCUCGUGGACAUGGAAGACAAUGAUAAAGAGAGAGAAAACUACUGUAACAGCCCAGAUUUCAUUGAUGCUGCGAGCAGUCCUCGCAUCCUGAAAAGAGAUUCAUUACAAAGUUUGACCCACAACAGGAAACGUAACUCAGAUUCAAUGAUCAACUUUCUUCCAAAUGGACAUUGUAAACGAAAAUCGCUGACACUAGAGCCAAUUUCCCCGCGGUCAGGACGUUCGGUGUUCCUGGAGCCUAUACCCCAAACGUUACGUAGAGGAAGACGGGUGUCUAGCGACACAGUAAUACAGUCAGCGCAAACUGCUUGCAAAAGCGAUUCUGAGGUUAGCAGCAACAGCGACGAGCUUAUAGCGAAGAUGUUUAGAAAUACAUGUACAGAGGCCCUAACCUUUCUUAAGAAAGUUUUUGACGAGAAAUUAGUAAGUAUCUAGCUCGGUAUGACAGUUUUAAAUGCUUAAAGUGCCCGUCACCCUUCAAUUUGUUUUCUUUUGGUAGACUUCCAUACCUUUCGAGAACUCAUUUUCGAAAAAAAUUUCCAGAAAUAUUGAAUCCUUUUGUUUUUACGAGCGCUAACAGUUACUGAAAUUUUUAAAUGUUUGCGCGCUAUAAGCCCCGCUGGACAAAUUUUUGUCUCGUGGGCUCAUUAGGAACGAGCCAUGGAGAAGCGUCUGAUAUUUGACACUUUUUUAGCUGUGACGUAAGAAAUGGACACCAUUCCAAAGCACGAAGCAUUGAAAGAAGGAAUCUUAUGCACGCUGAUUCCUUUCUCUUUAUUUCGAGAGUUGCUGCAUCCAGAAACCACACAUUUUUCAACCAUUUUCUCUGUUUAACAAUAACGCAUUACCGCGAAUCUUCGCAUAUUUUUGCACAAUGUCCUUUUCUUACGUCACGCUCGAUAUUUGGACACAUUUGGCCGUGUGGGGGACUAAUGCGAACGACAGGUAAAAAUAUCGACAAGACUGCCUUCACUUUUAGCGCUCGUAAAAAAAAGGAUUCAAUAUUUCUGAACAUUUUUUUCGAAAAUGAGUUCUUGAAAGAUAUGGAAAUCUACCAAAAGAAAACAAAUUGAAGGGUUACGGGGCACUUUAAAAGUGCUUUCUUAGUGUUGAAUAGGGGGCCUUUAUUAGCUUCAAAUUAGGUCCCUCUUGAUCCUUCUUUACAGUGCAACUGGAGGGGUCAAAAGUAACGAUUCAGAACAAGCCGAGUCACUCUGUCACAGACGGGUCACAGGGCGAAGUAUAAAAAGCCCCCUGUAUCCAUUGCUUUCAGUAAUUGACCGUAAAAUUAAAUUAUAUGACUGACUCCACAACUGGAUAAGAUGGUGCUAUUCUGACCGCCCGAUUUUGUCCCGCAAGAAAAAAUUCUCUUGGCCAUAUCCUUUAUUGUCCAAGCUUGCCAGUCAAGAUAACUAGAUAUUUGCCUUGCUCGGUUUUUAAAGCUUUUAAUGACCUCGACUUCGUCUCGGUCCAAAAAAAGCAAAAACAUAAAAAAGAGCCAUGCCAGAUACAACCAUCUUGGUCUCAAGCUUUCAAAAUAACGCAUGUUAAAGUCAGUCCUUUUAAGUUAUUUCCGCUGCUUUGCCUCACAAUAACGAAAUAGUCGUUGGUCACCUUUUGAAAUGAAAAGCGUAAAUUCCUUUGUAUGUUUACUAUCUCAUUUUAGGCAAAAGAAGUAAAAAACAACAACACAAUGCUCAAAAAUAUGGAAGAAGAAUCGAAACAAAAAGACGAGAGAAUCUCUCAUCUCAGAGAUUGUUUAACAAUAGCGGUAAGUGAAAACAAUACUUGUAAUGCCCGCAGCAAUAUUUCAAUUGAAAUAUAAAAAAUUGCAAUAUUUUAUGUCCUGUUAUAUGGUUUAUUUUUUAAUGCACAUUGGUUAAAUUAACUGGCUAUAAACAGGAAGUUAGAGCAGGCGAAUGGUUUGUCGACUCAUUUUUCAGGCGGAGAGAGGCGAAAACUGGACCUGCACGUCUGCGUUCGCAGGCUUGGCGCGUCAAACAAUUUUGGUAAUGAAACCACGGGCGGGUCUUUCUUUCUUAUUUAGUCUUUGACUUUCAAAGGGCAUGGUAUGAGUGGAAAGAGGCCCUGCCUGCCAGGGAGGGUCCCAUGUCGCCCGUCUGAAUUUUAUAACGACUCCUGUCGGUGUUUAUAAAUGCUUGUCGCUUAUUUUCGGCUUUGCCGUCACUGUCGCAAUUUGGCCGAGGGAGGUUGUCUCUUGUCGCGAUUUCAUUUUACGCGCUGUCGCUACUUUUUGGGCCAUGUCACUUGUCGGAAUUUACCCUGGCAAGGCCUCUGGAAACGCAUCAGGAGUUAACUGAGGCGGGAGAUCGGGGGAAUAUCAAUUUUUGUCAUGAAUGUGUAUAAAGGGUUUUGUUUGUUGUUUGUCGCACGAUCAUCACUUAGAUCGUUUCGACCGCGUUCUGCAGGUCAGUUCAUAAGGCGAUAUUGUCGAUUUACUGACUAGGACUAUUUUUACCACCACCAUUGUUGUUAGUGAUUAGUGUAUCACGAACCUCGCUCAUGGUUGGUGGGUUUCGAUUGAAAAACAUUGUUGGCAUUAUUAGAAGAGGAAACUGUUCCCUCAGCGGCCCGUUGUGGUAGCGAUCCACUGUUCCAAUUUUUGUUUGACACCUGUAUGAUAUCGCUGCGGUUUUUAAUACUAAAUAGUGAGGUUAAAGAAAUGGCAGCCUCAUCAUCUUGCAAUGUUGAUAAUGCCGCGUCCAUUCUGUUGCAGGAAAAAGAACUGGAUGAAUGUAGAAGACGAGUGAAAGAGCUGGAGGCAGAAAAUUAUAUUAAUGAACAGACGAUACGGAAACUACAGGACCAAUCAGAGGUGAUUAGACAGAUUGUUAUUCUGACCACAGCAUAUCACGUCAUAGCCGUAACCACAGGGAAACCUCUAACCUUUGCCCCAGGGUAUCUUCCAGUCCCUUUGGUACCCUGGGAACGAGACUGGGAACCCUCUCCAAUUCAUAAAGACUCCCCCUUGAGGAUUUGAGACAUGAACACUGACCCAACUUAGAGAGGUUUCCGCCCAUUUUGUGUCCCAAUGAGAGCUAAAGUGUGGAAAAACAAGUAUAUGGCCUUGAUUAUUCGCGUCUGAGAGCUGUUUAUCUCUUGAUUUCGACUCUUCAUUUUUCAGUUCCCAGGAUGUCCAAAAAACGGGUAGAGAAGCGAUGAAACCGUACUUAAACACUGUAAGUUUGCAGAGCAACGAGUCUCGGUGACAAUAAGCACUUGCACUUGCACUCCGUUGCUAUGGUAUAGCAUGCCUCAAUCACGUGCACAAUGCUUAGUAUAGACUUAAUGCCAGCCCUUCUCUCUAAAAAUGAAAAUCAAAGAAUUCAGCUAAUUAUAUGUUCUCGCUAUGUUCGGAUGUGAAACUGGGCACUAUACCUUGGGCUUCUUGAGGUUGACAGUUAUUUGCCGAACUGAAGUAAAUACGGCUUUUUUAUGAUUGGUGUCUGAAAGCAACUAUUUUCUUGCUGCUUCUCAAAGCUAGCCUGUCGUCCUUUUGUAGUAUAGUUCAACGGUCUUUGACUUGCCAUCGGAAUGCUUUUAAAUUCAUGUUGACUUCGAAACACUCAACCGCAAUACUUUACCGCAAGAUUCUGUGAAAAAACUGAAUAGCUCAUAGGCUGUCCUGACUCCCUCCGGCUGACCGAAAAUGCCACUGGUGUCUCGGCUCACCCCGAGAAAGAAAUACAGCGGAACUUCUCCUUUGGGACAACUCUAUUCAGGGGGCACAAAAUUUAGGUGGGGGACCGCAGGUAGGUGAGGUAACCCACGGCGGGUCACCCCGCCUAUCAUGUAAACGUGAUCAAAUUAAAACGAGAGAUUAUAUGUACGGGUGGGUUUCCCCACCUAAUCGGGUUACGUCACCUACCUGGGGUCCCCCACCUCCAUGUAAACAGGCCCUUACUCCCGGAAAAAUGUUCACAUAAUUCUUGCAUCUGUUACCUCCAACCUUGAUGGGACACCUCUGUUCAGGAAAGUGACACUUUUUGGGGGGUACCCAAACAGGGACUGACCACAAAUAGGGUUGAUUUAAUCGACUUACUGGACUUCUGGGAAUUCAAAACACAGUAUCGCAAAGAUGAGUUAACUAUGAUUCAUUGCACAUUUUCUAGCUACUUGAAAUAAUGACUGCGGCGGAUUUUGAGGUAGAAUAAAACAUAUACAUUUUCUUUGUUGAUUACUUAUUAACAAACCGUGGCCCAAUAUCCAUUCAUGGGACUCUUGCCUUGGUCCCUAGGCUGUCCCCUGAAUAAAAGUUCCACUGUAAAUCGUGCAUCUGUUAAAAACACCUUUCAUAGUGAGGCAUCUUACACGCAGGUAUUCAAGUACCAAAUAUUAGAAGCUUCUUUUAAGAGGCGUUGUGCCGUUUCUUUACUUUACUGUUAAGGUAUGUCUAUAUCACUUUUUAGGAUGGAAGUCACAACUCAUCGAGAUCAAGAACCAUUAGUAGUACAGUGAGUUCAUCUUCGUUGAUUUAUGAGAGAGACACGUACUGCUGACUCAAGUAAUGGAAACACUGGUGCUUAUCUUCUGAACAUUCAUUGCACGUCCCAGUUUCCUGGGACUUUUCGCCACUUGCAGAAGAUUAUAGAGUAUCACGAUCAAAAGCCGGAUCAUGUGUCUUAUAGAGGGUGUCGACCGAUUUAUAGACCCACACACGACCGAUAUAGCGACCGAAAUGUUGACCGACAGUCGACCGGGAUAUCAGCCAAUACAUUGGUGGACACUCCCUGUAAGACUCAUGAUCGCAGAAGCCUUCGAUAUUAACAAGAUUCUUUACAUUUAGUAAAUUAGAAUUAGCUCGCUACUCUGAUCCACUCUCUAAAUCUUUGAUCUUUUAUUUAUUGCUUAAUCAGUAUCUUAAUAAUCAAUGAAUUAUUUAUUUCAUAAAUUGACGCAUUCACACAUGAGAAGGGUUUCUUGGCAUUUUCUCUCUUCAUACAAAAAUUCCGGCAGCUCCAAAAAGCUGUGGGGCGGGCAUGUACAGAGUUAAACAUCGUUAGUUCCUUUUUAAAAAAUAGUGAGUCGUAAUUUUAUCUUAAAGGUUUCGCUUGAGUUGCUAAACGUUUGAUGUUGAGUCAUUAUAUAGUGUAAAAAAUUAUUACUACACGGCAGAAGUCCUGAAUUUUUUUCAGGCUUCUUUUCAGGAAUUUUUUUCAGGCUUCUUUACGCAAUUGCAUAAAUUGCGUUCACUGCGACGAUCAUUUCUUCAUUUUCAAAACUCCAUGACUUGGGGUGGAUUCAUUUGCAACAUACGCGUAUAGCUGUCGUAUUUGCCUGUUAGAAUUUUUUAUUGUUUUUCCAGCGGGCAAAUGCGACACCCUUGAUACGCGUAUGUUUACAAAUGAAUCCCCCUUUGGUUUUAAACCUCACGCUGCCGUCG
Porites lobata is the source of this 14250-nucleotide messenger RNA. Lineage: Eukaryota; Metazoa; Cnidaria; Anthozoa; Scleractinia; Poritidae. The record is from the annotation of a GenBank genome assembly.